GAAUCAUUCCGGCGCGACAUUAACUCAAUCUUUCGUUCCGCGGAUCCACGAGACAGACGCGCACCGAGUCAUGAGCGCCGAUAAUUCACGUCCAGAUGUUCUGACGCCGUUACGAAACCUCUGCAACUCCGUGAAAUGCAGCAGGGAUCGAGUGAGAGAUGGAGAGUCGAACGAAUGCAGCGGGAUGUUCAGCUUGUCAAACUUCUGGCAGACUCUGAGUGAAGCUGUAAAAUCAGCCUCUCAAGAAGCAACGAAACUCAGUGUGAUGUUCUCGAAGCCGCCGCCGCCGUCAGAGGAGGACUGUGUGAAAAUAGCCGAAUCUGUCCAGAAGAGCGUGUUGACCUUGUCUACGGUUUACUUUUGGUUACCGAAGAGCCAAGGAGUUACGCUGAGGAAGGUGGUCAGGGACGCGACGGCGGAGGUGCUGGACGGACUCGUUCACCUGCUGGAGGCCAUCCUCUCCUCUCCUGGAGAAAGUCUCUCGCAGGAGCAGCUGAUGUCCACCGGAGGCGUCUGGGCCGCGUGUGACCAGUUUAACCAGCUGCCGAAAGAGAACCGCAGUGCCGUGUUGGGCGUCUUGACAGCGUGUGCUGGUUUGGUGAAGGAUGCUCUGGAGGAGAUGGAGCAGGCGCUGGCCGAGGCUCAGGACCCGUUUGGGGACGUGCUGGAUGAUGAGGAUGAUGAUGAUGAAGGUAAUCAGGACACGCACUGGUCCGAGGCGGACCGGCUGCUGAUCGCUCAGUGUCAGGGUCUGAUGAAGGCGUCCGGAGCGAGUCUGCGCAAACUCUGCGCCGCCGUCAGAAACAACAGCACACUGGAGACGGAGGAGAAGAUCGCGCAGCUGGACGACCUCGCAGACGCAGCCAGAGAAAUCAGUCCCAGUGUUGAUGACCUCGCCCUCAGUCUCUACCCCCCCGUGGACCGAUCGGCCGUCGAGCUGAACGUGUGUAAACUGGUGUGUGUGCUGAAGAAAGUGCUGGAGAUCACCAGGUCCAGUCACGUGUGUGUGGAGGCUGAUGUUUCCUGGGUGGAGUUUCUGAGCGGCGCGGUCGAACACAACCUGCAGAAGAUCACAUCUGUGCUGCGUGACUGCGGCUCGUAACCGACCCAUGGACGCGGAGCAGGGUUUGGUCUCAUAAACCAGCUCCCGGUGCUUUUCUUGUUCAUCGAGAGGAACGUCCCGCUGCUGGAGCUCAAACAGGAAGUGUUUAUAUGGAGUCUGAACUUCCCCAGAUUUCCCAAAGCUUUCUGAAUGAUUCCUGAUGUUCACAGACGCUUGACCUCUGAUAGCAUGACCUUAUUUUGCAUUUUUAGUGAAGUUUUCAUAUUAUUUAUAACAUCUGCUCAUGAUUGAUGAUAACCGCUCUUUCUGUAAUGACUCAAAUCCUCUUUUAUUAAAUCAGCAACGUUUGCUUUA
Molecule: messenger RNA, 1417 nt
Organism: Cyprinus carpio (common carp)
Lineage: Eukaryota; Metazoa; Chordata; Actinopteri; Cypriniformes; Cyprinidae
Product: cyclin D1 binding protein 1
Biological process (GO): regulation of cell cycle
Cellular component (GO): nucleus
Source: RefSeq, a predicted model, not a curated record